UUAGUUCCGUACACACAAAAUAAAUAUCCAACUUAUAAUUAUGAGUUUGACGGCUUUUUUUCAUUUCAUUCUGUCAAAACAGAACGAUAUAUACAUGAAGGGCACCUGCAAGGCUUCAGGGCACAGUUUUAAAUCGCUCGGAACAUUUCGGCCAUGGCCGAGUUGUUACGAUUGUAUAACGAGGUCUAUCUCGAAGCUUUGUCGGAGGAGGCCGAGUUAUUACGAUUGUAUCGAGUUGUUCCCCUUCGCAUCAUUGUUUUCUGUGUCAGUCAACUUUCGUUUUAUUCGAAAGGCAUGCUAGGAUUCCAAAAGCAGAAGGCCGGCAUUGGCAGUAACAUGAUGCAAAGCUAUGUGGAGCGACAGCUUGGCUCGAUCCAUGGUGCCAGUGCACCAGCAAUGUCAAACUACAAGGAAAAGAUUGUCUCCUUUCUUCUGGGAGCAGUUGCAAUAACUCUGCUCCCUUAUUUUCACAUUGGUAUCUUCCAUCUGAAGUUUUGGGUUCCAGACAAAGCACCUGUAAUGAAGAACAACUGCACUUGCUCUUGUUUUGACACGGUCAUGAGAGGGGAAUAUGAAAAUCCAGGCAGGACACGAUACAAGCACAUUUACUUCAACGCAACAUGGCAGACGUUUCGAAUAUGGAUGUUCACAAUCGUAUUCGUUCUUCUAGCUUACGAGAGUAUUAAAUAUAUCAUUCCUUUGGUGAGAAAGCGCAAGUUUAGGACAAGCAUGUUUGUCCUUAAUCUCGUUAACAUCUACCCUCACUACUACUCAUGGUGGAGUUAUUUCAGCUACUACAAUGAAGACUUCUACCGCUAUUUCAAACACCAUAUGUGGUUCACAGUCACCGAAAUGAUCACCACGUGCAUUGUGUUGAAUCUCACAGACAUUAAGAAUGAGAUUGUGUCUUGGAAGAUUCUUGCCAUUGUCAGCAUAAAUGUUAUGCACAUUCUAGUCGGCGGAAUGGAUCAGUUUAUUUCUGAUGUGAUUUACGGCCAAGGUGCUAACUUCCACAAAGCUAGAAAUAUCGCUCUCAUGAUUCCGGACGUGAUGCACGUAGUCGUUCCCCUUUGGGAGCUCUUCAGGUUUGCAAAACGCAAGGACUUAAGAAUUAAUGAGCUCUGCUACAAAGAAGAAUUGUCGGCUUGUUUCGUGUUUGUGUGUCUAGGGACUCUUAUGGGUCGGUUAUUAUGAAGAAGAAGUUUGACUGUUACCAGUACUUAUAUGUUGUGCAUUCACAAAACACGUUGGUGUUACAUAUCAUUAUGGUUAAUCUGAUGCAUGUACAUACCGUAGUAUAUUGUAUGUAACCAAGAAGGUUUACACUCAUAUGAACAUAUGUUGCGAUAGGAUGUACAUUUCAUAUGUUUGUAUUUUAUAAGCUUAUAAGAGAUGCCGAACAAUACGAUAUUAUCGGAAUGUGUUCCUAGUUUUACACAGGUGUCAUACGACGGCUGACUGUUAAAAACGUUGGUCGAGUUUGACGUUUUGUUCCUAGAGACUCUUGUUAUUAUGGUAAAUUUAUUGCAAUGCUAAGAAUGUUGUUAGGUACUUGUAUGUGCCACACCAGUACACACAUUUUCACAUGUAGCAACAUGUAAUUAUUGUUUUAUAUCUAAUUUUACAGGUGUUUGCCUCAUAUAAAAUACAAUGUUUUUUUACAACUCAGAGGAUUUACAACUUGUUAUAUCUGAUUAUUAAGUAGGAACUGUUUAUCUCUGUGGCCUAAGGGAUCUUAAAUUUGCGGUUGUUAGGAGAGUAUAGUUAAAAGUGUUUGUGUCUUAUUGAGGUGUUACAUCAGGUACCAGUGAGACUAUAUCGUUUAAGUGGUUAUUAACUAGCUGUGAAGAACUAUGGUAUAGUCCUGAAGUCAUGUUAAAACUGUUACCCAUUUACACACUUUUUAAAGCAAUUUACAUUAUUUUUAUCAGCCGGUUACGCAUUCAUUUCAAGAGUCAGAUAUUAUCCCGUUUCAUUACAUAUAACGGAAAAUAUAUAGAUUAUUGCUGUUCGGUGAUACCCAGUUUAUUUACAUAUAGGAUCUGAGUGAAUUUAAUCAAGAAUGCUUUGUGUUGCUUAGUUAAAUAUGGCCAUGUUAAUAUAUGCAUGUGCCCAAUAGUAAUCACGCUGCCCGUCUGUGUGUCCCUCCAUGUUGUCGAUGUUUUUAAUAACUUUAAACCAUCAAGGUCAUGUAUUUAACCAUAGUAACGAAGCAAUGCUUCAUGGCAAGUGAUUUAACUCUCGCCUCAGUACUGUUAGAAGUAUAGCCUUUUUUAAAAGUCAAGAAAUGAAUUGAAAUUUCGUCACAGCCAGUGUAAUACAUUAAAGCUGCACUCUCACAGAUUGAACGUUUUGACAACUUUUAAUUUUUUGUCUUGAAACAAGCCAAUUUUUGCGAAAAUACAUGGAAACCAGUUAUUUAAGACUGCUGACAAAAAAUUAGAUCGCAUAUUUUUAGCUCGACUAUUCGAAGAAUAAGGGGAGCUAUACUACUCACUCUGGUGUCGGCGGCGUCGUCGGCGUCGGCGUUGGCUUCACACCUUGGUUAAGGUUUUGCAUGUAAGCACCUUUAAGUCUUUAUCUCAGUAAAUACAUCAGUUAUUGCAUUGCAACUUUGUAUAUGUAUUCCCAACUAACUUAAAUACUAAAUUAAUGAAGUAAGACAACAGUUAUUUGAAUAUUAUGCAAAAAAUAGGCCUUUAUUAUUCGACUUAGAAAUUCUGGUUAAGGUUUUGCGUGUAAGCACACAUAUGUUAAUAUCUCAGCAACUACUUGAGGUAUUGCAUUGAUACUUGAUGCAAUGGUACUCAACCAUCCAACCUACUAAAUUAACCAAGUUAGAUAACUCUAGUUUGCAUUUAAUGCAAAUAAAUGCCCUUUAUUAUUCUACUUAGAAAUUCUGGUUAAGGUUUUGCGUGCAAGCACACAUAGGUUAAUAUCUCAGCAACUGCUUGAGGUAUUGCAUUGAAACUUUAUACAAUGGUAGUCAACCAUUCAACCUACUUGAUUAACCAAGUUAGAUAACGCUAGUUUGUAUUUAAUGCAAAAUAAUUGCCCUUUAAUAUUUGACUUAGAAAUUCUGGUUAAGGUUUUGCACAUAACCACAUUUAAGUCAAUGUCUCAGCAAAUAUAUCAUGUAUUGCAUUGAAACAUUAGAUAUGUUAUUCCAGAUAACACUUUUUUGAAUAUAAUGCAAAUUAUGGGCCUUUAUUAUUUGACUUACACAUUCUGGUUAAGGUUUUGCAUGUAAGCACACAUAGGUUAAUAUCUCAGCAAUUACUUGAUGGAUUGCAUUUAGACUUUAUACAAUGGUACUCAACCAUCCAAUCUACUUAAAUAACCAAGUAAGAUAACUCCAGUUUGCAUUAAAUUAAAAUAAUGGCCCCUUUUUAUUUGACAUAGAAAUUCUGGUUAAGGUUUUGUAUGUAACCGCUUAAAAGUCAAUACCUCAGCCAAUACAUCAUAUAUUGCAUUGAAAUUUUACACACAGGCUACCAUCUAUUUAACAUUCUAAUUAAUCAAGUAAGAUAACUCUAUCUUUUUUAUAAUAUAUAAUUUUUGCCCCUUUAUUAUGCGACUUAGAGAUUCUGGCUAAGGUUUUGCAUGUUAGCACACAUAGGAUAAUAUCUCAGCAACUAUUUGAUGUAUCACAUUGAGACUUUAUACUAUGGUAUUCAACCACCCAACUUAACUGAAUAACCAAGUUAGAUAACUGUAUUUUGCAAAUAAAUGUCCUUUAUUAUUAGACUUAGAAAUUCUCGUUAAAAUUUUGCAUGGAACCACAUUUAUGUUAAUAUCUCAACACACCAUGUAUUGCAUUGAAAUCUAAUCUAACAGUGAUCCAUGCAUGUUUCUCCAAAACGUUUUAAUCCUUACAUUGAAAAGCGGCGGAAUAGUCGAGCGCGCUGUCACUGUGACAGCUCUUGUUAUAUUUAUGUUCAAAAAUUGAUGUUUCAUGCAUUUUACUUAAACCGUUGGUAACGGUUUAAGCCAUAAAACAUUAUUUUUUGAACGGAAAUAUGAACAUCUGCGAUCUCAUUUUUUGUCAGCAAUCUUUUAUUAUUGGUUUGCAGAUGUUUACACAACGAUUUGCUCAUUCAAAGACAAAAAAUAAAAAAAGAGUUGUAAAACGGUAAUUCUGUGAGUGUGCAGCUUUAAGGAUAAUUAUGUUAAAAAAUGUUUAAAAAUUGCCUUUCUUUAUAUAUUUUUUUAAAUACUUGAGUGCUACAUUUUGAAAGAAGCUCAUGUUAGUUAUGUUAGAAAUAUUGUUUAAAAGCAAUUAAAUGUUAAACUUUUGCACAUUUAAAGAGCAAAAAGUCUCUAAAAAUUAUAAAUUAUCCCUGUUCCUAAAUAACUUCCCUUCGAUUGAACUGUUUGAUCGCAUGCAAUUAUAUGACAUGAGUAUAGUUUUUAAGAAUGUGAAUUAAACUUCUAGAGUUAUUUGAUGGCGAUGUCGACUUUUCAAUUUUAAAGACGUUAUUUUGGUCACCUGUUGUUGCAUAGUUGUCUCCCAUGGCAAACAAGUAUGUUUAGUGGUGAGUGUAUAUAGGAAUCACCUUGUACCAUCCUUCCGUCGUCUGUUCAUUCUGGGAAAUCUGGACAAGUAUACUUUUCUUCGUAACUCCAUAUGUUUUUGAAGUAUUUACUUCAAGCUUUAAUCACGUAUUGGCUGUUUCAAGAUGCCCUAUAAAUAUCCUGUAAUUAAUCUAGCAACGGCCAACCUAACAGUCAACUCAAUAGUUGAUAAAAGUCACGGGGUUUUUCUUUUUAAAAAUAAAAAUGCCUAAUAUUACAGAUGUUAUAGUCCUUAUUUCUAUAUAAAAAACGUAGGAUCAUUAACUUAAUUGAUGCCUUCUCAUUAAGCAAACAAAGUGUAUUAAACUCAUAAUAAAAUGCACGAUUGCAUAAUACAGUUGAUGUUCUUCAACGUGUAAACACUGCUAAUAAGUUGUACAAAGUGCCUGGGCAUUAACUCUGUGACAAAAGCGUUUUUGAUUGUAUUACCCAUGUUCGAAGUACCUUCAUAGAGCUUCUUCUGUCUAUAAUUAUUGGGCACUUAUCUCAUUUUGUGGAUGAUAUCGUUUACAUAUCGGAUCUGAAGCUAUGUACUUUUAAAUGACUGUGUUUGGCAUAUCACAGAUAUGUGUUGAUGCCAAGAUGUAAUAUACAUAUCCGAUUCAAAUUGAAUUCGUUAUAGUCCUUUAGAUGUACAAUCGGUGCUUUUGGUGCAUGAUACGUGUUUACCAGUUAUAUAAUAGCUUACGGCGAAUUACCUUUUCAUAAAUAAUACAUAUUAGAAACACUGACAUGUUUUUUCUGUUACAAUACGAAGGCAUAUAUAGACCGUGAGUCUCUGUUUAUACUGAUGAUACAAUGAUAAUAACAGGGAAAAGCCAAGUAGCCUAACACUUAUAAAUAUUGCUGAAAGGCAAACAGCUAAAGCCUCACUGACACUGAAUGAGAGUCACACAAAACGUACGAACCAACACGGACGUACCACACCAGCAUCAAUAUAUCUGUAUCAGCCUAUGUUGUGGUAGUCUCCCUGGAAUGGUUAGCGAAACAGGAGUCCAUCUGGAGCCAAUUGUAUAAAAUUAGGAUAAGUUGUCCACAUGUUAUUUUUCGGCUUGUUUACUCUUUUAAAUGAUUUGAUUGGUUAGCAAUAACCAUUGGAUAAAUAUUGACCAAUCAAUGAACAUUUUGGAUAACGUUGACAAAACCGAUGUUAUACAGUAAGCUGCUGGGUUUUAAACCAUUUAUUGAGUACUAAACCUUAGACUUGUGGCAGCAUUUAUUAACAAAGUGUCUUAUAUUACAUGGAACCAAUCGAAGAGUUCACGAAUUAGAAUUAUAAAAGAUGACCAUAUUUUAUUUGAUAUAUAUAUAUAUAUAUAUAUAUCUUUACAAAAGUGUGCGAAGUGCCUUUUUAAUAAAGUAUAGUGUUACAAACUUAUUAAAAUGUUUGCUUAGUUUUUUGCAUUGUCUUAGAUUUUGAUAUAUUUCGCAUUACAUUCUACCUUUUAUUUGUUUACUUCUGACGUUCGGUGGAUGUUUUGUAUUGCAACUAUAAGUCUAACAAUAACAACUUAUUAAGAAUUAAUGCUUUUGUGCGUUUUGUGACAAAAUAUCAACGCCUGAAGCCAUGUUAUUGUAAGCCACCUUAUCGGCAAAACGUGGCAAUCCGUAAUUUAUCACAGAGACAGAAAACCUUGAUAAUAAGGUUACUUUGAAAAUGUCAUAUUUUGUAGGGCGAUUUUCUUCCAUUUCAUGAUAAACUUGUGAAAGAUUUUAUAUCAAACAUGUACUUUACAGGAAUUCUCAUGCGAUUGUUUCAUAAAUGAAUAAAGGUAAAAGGAAUAAACACAUGUACAAGAAA
This is a messenger RNA of Mya arenaria, 6376 nucleotides long. RefSeq lists its product as uncharacterized. The coding region runs from base 154 to 1194 and encodes 346 amino acids. Lineage: Eukaryota; Metazoa; Mollusca; Bivalvia; Myida; Myidae. The record is from RefSeq and is a predicted model, not a curated record. The transcript is spliced from 6 exons.